CUCCUAACCAAUUCAUGUGUCAGGAAGAGCAUGGCAACAUGAGCAACGCUGAGAUAAUUGGUUCUACUAAUCUUAUAAUUCUGCUAGAGGAUGAAAUCUUUGCUGAUUUUUUCAACACAUUCCUUUCUCUUCCGGUUUUUGGUCAAACACCGUUUUACACUGUUGAAAAUUCACAAUGGAGCUUGUGGCCAGAAAUACCUUAUGACUUGGUUGCCAAGUACAAAGGAUUAUUGACUUGGUUGGAAAAAUACCGACUACCUUUCUUCUGUAAAACAAACUUGUGUUUCCAUUAUAUUCUCUGUCAGGAGUUUAUCAGUUUCAUUAAGUCCCCAGAAGGAGCCAAGAUGAUGAGAUGGAAAAAGGCAGACGAGUGGCUACUCCAGAAGUGCAUUGGCGGCGUCAGAGGGAUGUGGCGCUUCUGUUCCUACCUCAAGGGCAGUGCAGGUGAAGAGUUGGUGGAUUUCUGGAUCCUUGCCGAGAAGAUCCUGAGCAUAGAUGAGAUGGACCUGGAAGUGAGAGACUACUACCUGUCCCUCCUUCUCGUGCUGAAGGCCACCCAUCUGCAGGAGGGUUCCAGGGUGGUAACUCUCUGCAACAUGAACAUCAAGUCCCUCCUGAACCUCUCCAUCUGGCAUCCUAACCAGUCAACCACUAGGAGGGAGACCCUGAGCCACAUGCAGAAAGUGGCUCUGUUCAAACUCCAGAGCUAUUGGCUUCCCAACUUUUACACCCACGCCAAGAUGGCCAUGGCCAAGGAGGAAGCAUGCCAUGGUCUGAUGCAGGAAUAUGAGACACGCCUGUGCAGUAUUUGCUGCACCCACGCAGGAGGGCUCCCUCUGAACAUGACCAUCAAGAAGUACCACCACUUUCAGAAGCGGUACUCGAGCAGUAAAGCCAAGAGGAAGAUGUGGCAAUUGAUAGAUUCUGGCUCUUGGUCUCUGGACAUGGACUUUGAGCCAGAUACCAACACUAUGGCCCCGCAGGAGAUGUGUCCUCAAGAGAAGGUGGUUAUACAAGUGCCUUCCCUGAAAGUGCCUUCUUCAAAGGAGAGAAUAAUCAGUCCCCUGGGAAAGGAUAGUCACCAUGCCAGGAAGUCCGGCAUGAAGAAGAAAGCCAAGAGUCACCUCCACAUGGAGGGCCUCUUUGAGACGAAGUUCUCUACCCACCUGAGGACUGUCACCCCCAUCAUCAAUUACUCCUCCCAUCUAACUAUGAAGAAGGUCAUCAGUCAAAACCUCUCCAUCGGGUAUACCUACUGGGCCUUGUGUGCUGAUGCCUAUGCAGGAAAUCCUUUCCGGAACCACCUGAAGCAGCUGGAUUUGAAAGUGGAGAUCCAGCUUCUGGACCUCUGGCAGGACCUGCACCAUUUCCUCAGUGUCCUGAUGAAUAACCGGAAGAAUGGGGAUGCCAUAUUUCGUCACAUGCUGGGUAACAGAAUCUGUGAGCUCUACCUGAAUGAGCAGAUUGGUCCAUGCUUACCACUCAAAUCCCAAAUCAUUCAGGGCCUAAAGGAACAGCUGCCUUCUGGGAAUGUGAACCCCUGGAUUCCUAAAGCCCAGAAGGAGAUCUGCAAGAUGCUCAGCCCCUGGUAUGAUGAAUUCCUGAAUGAAGAGGACUACUGGUUUCUCCUUUUUACCACUCAACACAGGCUCAUCAGUGCCAAGUGGCAUAAAAGAGACUCUAUAAGCAAAGAAGAGAAUAUCGUUCUUUAUAAGAGGGUUCAGAAAUCUCUGGAGUUAAGCCAGGCUUUGGCUAGCAUGGAGGAAAUGGAUUCUAUGCAGUGGCAAAAGAUAGCUACCGAAGACCUGAAACAAGGAGGGUCUCUCCAGGUAGAGCUGUCGUCUCCAGUGUUUCUAGUAGAUGUGAGCAAAAUGUCCUUUGAGGAACUCUGCUAUAAGAAUCCAAAGAUGGCCAUAGAGAAGAUAAGUGAUGACUACAAAACGUAUUGUGAGAAACUACCCCAAAUAGAUUUUACAGUACAAUAUAUCAAGGAACCAAAGAUACAUGUACCCUCAGAAAGGAAAUUGUCCUUCUCCAGAAAAACUGGUUUAAGAAAGCCCUCUAUUAGACCCAGAAACUUGACAGAAGUCCUCCUAAAUACACAGCACUUGGAGUAUUUCAGGGAGUUCCUCAAAGAACGGAAGGCUGAAAGCCCGUUGCAAUUCCUGAUAGCCACACACAAGAUCUGCGUGGAAACCAAUGAAAAGACUUAUAAGUCUCUUAUGGAAAAUGUAAUCAAGACUUUCUUCCGUGGCAAACUCUCUCCUGAUUUCGCCACAUCGCCAUCCAACACACCAGGACGUUCAGUCUCAACCUCCACAAAUGUCCGGAGUGCAGAACAAGAGAAUGGAGAUAUAACCCUUAUAAAGCGCCGUAUAUUUGGCCACAAGAUUAUCGCCGUUAACUUUGCAGUCAAUGAUUUAUAUUUCUUUUCUGAAAUGGAGAAAUUUAACGAGUUGGUGAGUUCAGCUCACAUGCUGCAGGUCAACCGAACAUACAACGAGAAUGAUGUGGUCCUAAUGCGGUCCAAAAUUAACGUUAUUAUCAAGCUCUACCUGCAUUCUGACAUCCCUCCAAAGCUGAGGGUGAAUAUCUCUGAGUCCCAGAAGGAUGCCAUCCUUGCUGCCAUCGCAGAGGGCCAUCUGGAUCGGAGCAUCUUCCAUGGGGCUAUCAUGACUAUCUUCCCCAUCGUCAUGUACUUCUGGAAAAGGUUUUGUUCCUGGAAGGCAACGCGCUCUUACUUACAGUACAGGGGGAAGAAGUUCAAAGAGAAAAAAAGUCCUCCCAAGACUACGUACAAGUACCCUCAUUUGAGUGGAGGAGACCAGGCCACCUUAAGGUUCACCUUGCUCAGAGGUGUUGAGUGGUUGUGGCCUCAACAGCGGGAAGGAGGGACAAGUCCAGCCCCAAAUUCUUCAUCAAGCAACCUUACCCAGCCAAGACUUGUGCUAUCUACCAUGCAGCUGUAUCCUGUCCAGGGGCAAAAAGUACCCACCACCAAAAAGGAGAAGAAAUAA
Molecule: messenger RNA, 3017 nt
Organism: Propithecus coquereli (Coquerel's sifaka)
Lineage: Eukaryota; Metazoa; Chordata; Mammalia; Primates; Indriidae
Gene: RGSL1
Product: regulator of G-protein signaling like 1
Exons: 19
Coding region: 15-3017 (1000 amino acids)
Source: RefSeq, a predicted model, not a curated record